AUGGCAAAAUUAAAUAUAAAGCGCAGAGUUUGUUCUCGGGAAUCUUCAGUAUCUUCUCUGUUAGCAAGCUGCAACCUGAGUGGUAGUAAUUCCUCUAACUCUGAUGGCUCUUUUCAGUAUAAGGAUAGACUGUACAGUUCUGCAUCUCAGGCUCUGCAGGCCUAUAUUGAUGAUUUUGAUCUAAGCCAUAUGUAUCUUGGUGCGAGCACUGGAAAGAUUAACAUCGCUAAAUGUUCUGCUAAUAUGCCAGAAUUCUCCAGCUAUGUUUAUAAACCAAAGAAUGCUUUUGAAAAUCUUGAUGACAAAAAAGAUUUGUCCUUAUCCUGUAGAGGACAGACUAUUAAUGACAUGGACUCCAUUAGCCUAACAACUGAUGAUCUAUUAAAACUUCCAGCAGAUGGAUCAUUUUCUUUCACUUAUGUUGGAGCAGGUCAUGGAAUUAGCAAGAAAAGCAAGAAACAUACUGGAAGACUGAGUUCAUCCAACAGUGAAAAGAAUCAAAAUUUUCAAGAACCAGCCACUCUCCUGGGCAAGGAUAACUUAGUUACCCCGGUUGUUUACACAAAUGUAAAAGGAAAGCAGUGUGGUAGGCUGAAAAACCCAAAACUUGUGAAUAAGGUUAAUAAAUGUGUUUCUGUACCAUCUUUAUCUUUUAACAAGAAAUCAUCUUUUAGGGACAGUUCAGAAUACAAACUUGAAAAGAAUUACCCAAGAUGGCUCACUAGCCAGAAGUCUGACCUUAAUGUUUCAGGGAUAACGAGUAUACCAGAUUUCAAAUACCCAGUCUGGCUCUACAAUCAAGACUUGCUGCCCGAUACAGAUAGUCAAAGGAUUUAUCAAAUAUUUAAAGAAGAUCACUGUUCCCCUAGGCAUAGUUACCAGGCACAAAGAACUUCUCGGCUAAUGAAUAAAUUAGACUGUUUUGAAUAUUCUUUUGAACCUUCAAACAAUUCACAUUCCUUGAGUGAUGAUAAAGGAUUAGUUAAUGAAUAUAAAUGUGAUUCUGAACAUAGCCAAUGUCAGUGUGACAAUCCACUUCUCCCAGGAUCCAAAAAGCCAUUCAGCGGUGACAGAAUUGAAUUGCUUAUCCUGAAGGCCAAGAGAAAUCUAGAGCAUUGUACUGAAGAAUUACCGAAGUCUAUGAAAAAGGAUGACAGUCCUUGUUCAUUAGAUAAACUUGAAGCAGAAAGAUCAUGGGAAAAUAUUCCUGUUACUUUCAAAUCUCCUGUUCCGGUUAACUCUGAUGAUAGUGUUCAACAAACUUCAAGGGCAAAGUAUGCUGACGGGUUCCUUGCAGACUUUUUAAAUAAUGAUAAUCAGAGCUGUACCCUUUCUGGAGGGAAACACCAUGGUCCUGUUGAAGCCCUGAAACAAAUGUUAUUUAAUCUUCAAGCAGUGCAAGAAAGUUUUAAUCAGAAUAAAACCACAGAGCCAAAAGGCAAAAUUAAACAAGUUUCAGAAGAUGAUUUCUCUAAAUUACAGUUGAAGGAAAGUAUGGCUCCUAUUAAUAGGUCACUUCAAAAGGCUUUGCACCAUUUAUCUCGCCUGAGAGACCUGGUUGAUGAUUCCAGUGGGAAACAGUCACCGAAAAUAUGA
Messenger RNA from Lipotes vexillifer (Yangtze River dolphin), 1596 nucleotides. RefSeq names its product chromosome unknown C18orf54 homolog (gene CUNH18orf54). NCBI's taxonomy places the organism in Eukaryota, Metazoa, Chordata, Mammalia, Artiodactyla, Lipotidae. The record is from RefSeq and is a predicted model, not a curated record. The transcript is spliced from 7 exons. The coding region runs from base 1 to 1596 and encodes 531 amino acids.